Molecule: messenger RNA, 1024 nt
Organism: Frankliniella occidentalis (western flower thrips)
Lineage: Eukaryota; Metazoa; Arthropoda; Insecta; Thysanoptera; Thripidae
Exons: 3
Coding region: 346-747 (133 amino acids)
Source: RefSeq, a predicted model, not a curated record
UGUGUCCAAGUGUUGACUUUGAAGGUAAUUCACAGCUUGUGCAUGUUUUUCUGUUGUGUGUGUGUGUGUGCAAUUGUUGUGGGUUGCCUAUCUUUUCACAGGGAUCCUGUCCUGCCUGCAGUCAAAAUGUCCAAGGCUCUCAAUGUGAUGAUCAAGGGAAUAUCCUAUUGAGCGGACAUGACGACCUAUGCCAAUGACGAGGAAACUGCCGGGACGAUCAGAAAGGAAGACAUCUGGGCCUAGGUCCUGUAUGAGCACUCCGACGACCUCCCAGCCUCAGUUUAGGAUUGCAGUGCGGGAGACUUCAGGUUCACUUAUGACAAGACACUCAACACUGGCGCCAGGAUGCGCUGCGUCCUGACGUCCAGGGAAGUUGAUGGGCUACCAGACGAGAGUGUGGUUUACCUAGAGCGUAAGAGUGCCGCCGCAGCGCAGGCGCAGCCGGCGCAGCCAGUAGGUGAAGGGGCGGCUGAAGGGGUGGGUGAAGGCGUCGUGAACCCUGCCCAGCAUGAUGGGCGCCGUCCUUUGGUGCCAGGAAUCUGGCUCCAGCCGCGCGACUAUUCCCUCGGCAAGAUCGGCGCGACCUUCAAGCUGCCCCCAUUCCCGGUUGAUGUGCAGUACAUGCUGGACAUGGGGAUGCCGCUUCUGCCGAAGCAUGAGCUCGAUGUAGCUCAUGCAAUCAGGAUGAAGAUGGAAAAGUUGGCCACCGACUUGUACCCCCAGAACACUGGUAAAACAAGUGUUUAAUGUUGCACGUCAAUUGGUGUUGAAGUUCAAGUGUGCAUUUUCUCGACACGUCGUGGUGUCUAUCUAGGUUAAACGUCAAUUGGUGUUUAAACUUUCGACACUUCCGAAGAGUUCCCAUAUGGUUCCUAUUGAUAGCAUAGAACUGUGUGUGUCCAAGUGUGCAGAAUUUAAACGUUUAGCAAACGUUUAAAAUUGCACACCAUGUAAUGUGCAACAUCAUAACUUGCACACUUUGGUGUUUAAAUUAUGCACACUUGUUUUACCAGUGAAGGGAGAG